Molecule: messenger RNA, 199 nt
Organism: Saimiri boliviensis boliviensis (Bolivian squirrel monkey)
Lineage: Eukaryota; Metazoa; Chordata; Mammalia; Primates; Cebidae
Product: small ribosomal subunit protein uS14-like
Biological process (GO): cytoplasmic translation
Cellular component (GO): ribosome; cytosolic small ribosomal subunit
Molecular function (GO): structural constituent of ribosome; zinc ion binding
Source: RefSeq, a predicted model, not a curated record
AUGGGUCACCAGCAGCUGUACUGGAGCCACCCGCGAGAAUUCAGCCAGGGUUGUCGCUCUUGCCGAGUCUGUUCAAACCGACACGGUUUAAUCCAGAAAUAUGGUCUCAAUAUGUGCCGCCAAUGUUCCCGUCAGUACGCGAAGGAUAUAGGUUUCAUUAAGUUGGACUAAAUGAUCUUCAAAGGAUUAUCCAAGACAU